CUCGAAAUUAUGAAGGACGAAUGAAUAAAUACCUCAGCGCAUCCAUCGAAAAAUAAUACCAUACCUCAAUUAAAUGUGUACGGCAGGGCCUACCUUGGUACAGAGUACAGUACAUACAUUUCUACCAUUGUUGAGGUUCCAAGGUCCGCAAGCACAAAGAAGCUUCGGCGGCUAUAGUCGGCUCUCUUCGGUCGGAAUAUCAAGCCGGGGUCGCGCCUAAGUGCGGGCUUGCGGCCGGUGACGUACGGAAUAAUUACAGAUCAACAACUGUAUCCAGCACAUGCUUGUAUAUAUCGCGAAAUGUUGAUACACCGUGGGGUGAUGGGAGUGAUACCAGGCGCUUCGGGAAAUGGGUGCAGAGCCAGAUGGCAAUGGGGCAAUUGUUACGAAUACUCGUCCUUCGUUUAGUAUUCAAAUUGAAGAUUUGACAUUAUGCUGAUCCCGCUGGAAACAGCCUUAUUCUAGAAGUUACAAGACGUUAGUUUAAGCAUGAGGCUGCAAGGGGACGCUAGACAAAACAUAGUUAGAGGAUCGAUUUAGCCUCAACGCCCGGAUCUUUCUGCAGCCCAAACGAGCCAAGCCGCCUUGAGAUAACCGGCUGGCAUCGGCUGACGCUUUGCCCUCUCUGGCGGAAUUGAUGGGGAGAGAAUCUGCGCAGUUAUCAGUUCCAAGCAUACCGGAUGUAGCUGGAUACGCUCUCCGGUCGUCGGGAUGUAAGCCAGCAAUUUCGCAUUGAUAUUGCGGCUCCUUUCUCCUUCUCUUCAUCUGUAGUCACUGUGUACUCUUUACCGAUUUCACAUAUUUCUACCGUUGGACAGUCACAACCGAUAUCAAAUGCCAUCUACCGUUGGCAGCUCUGCUCGGUUGGACGAAGCAACGGCUGAUUCCGUUCAGACGAAUGGCGUCAAAACCACCAACGGUGUUAAUGGACAUUCGAACCCCAUAGACUUAGCAGAAUACCUCUUCCGUCGUCUACAUGAGUUGGGAAUUCGUUCCGUCCAUGGCCUUCCGGGUGACUACAAUUUGGUUGCCCUCGACUACCUACCCAAGGUCGGUUUGGAUUGGGUUGGCAAUGCCAACGAAUUGAAUGCGGGCUAUGCCGCUGAUGGAUACGCGCGAGUGAAGGGCGUUUCAGCUAUGAUCACCACGUUUGGGGUUGGAGAACUGUCAAGUAUCAACGCCAUUGCCGGUGCAUAUUCUGAAUAUGUUCCAGUUAUCCAUAUCGUCGGCUCCCCCUCAACCGCCUCCCAGAAGGAGGGGGUUCUCCUUCACCACACACUUGGAGAUGGCAAUUACCAGGUGUUUGCAGAAAUGAGCAGGCAUGUUUCGUGCGCUGUUGCCAUUCUGGAUGAUCCAUCAAAUGCAGCAGCCAUGGUCGACAACGCUCUACGAACGUGCAUCCUCAAAAGUCGUCCGAUUUAUAUCAGUCUCCCCACCAAUAUGGUACAGGCAAAAGUGGAUGGGGAUCGUUUGAAAUAUCCCAUCGACCUCAGUGUUCCACCUAAUGAUCAUAAGCGGGAAUCGCAUGUUGUCGACAUGAUAACAACACUCCUUAAAACUGCCAAGCGCCCUGCGCUGCUUGUUGAUCUUUUGGCGAUAAGGCAUCAUGCCACCGAUGAAAUUAACCAAUUUAUCACCAAGUCCAAUAUCCCCGCUUUCGUCACUCCCAUGGGGAAAGGGGCAGUUGACGAGACCCUGCCGCAAUUCCAAGGCAUCUACGUAGGAGAAGCAUCUGCCUCAAUCAUCCGCGAUAAUUUCCACGCAUCUGAUCUAAUCCUAAACAUCGGUCCUCUUAAAUCCGACAUCAAUACCGGCUGCUUCACAUCGAAAGCGGACCAAGUGACCAACGUCGAGUUCCACGCCGACAAAACCAUUGUUGGAUUUUCUGAAUUCCCCGGUAUCAGGAUGAAAGGACUCCUCCACCACUUGGUCAAGAGCCUAGACAUGCUAGACCUCCCAGCACAAAUUCCAUUAAACCAGGCCAAGCGAAAACGAGUAGACGAGGAUGCUGAUCACCAGGAGUUGACCCAUGACUGGCUCUGGCCAAAAGUCACCGAGUUCCUGAAGACCAAUGACAUCGUCAUCACUGAGGCGGGAACCUCCAAUUUCGGCGUGUGGGAUACAGGAUUCAAGAAAGGUACCAUUGGUAUAAGCUCCGUGCUGUGGAGCAGUAUUGGUUUCUCCCUGGGUGCGUGCCAGGGUGCCGCGUUGGCAGCCAGGGAAAUGGCGGAUGCCUCGCGAAGAACGGUGCUGUUCAUCGGCGAUGGUAGUUUCCAGCUCACUUGCCAAGAACUGAGUACGAUCAUCCGUCAUAAACUUACUCCCACAAUCUUCAUAAUCUGCAACAACGGCUACGUAAUCGAGCGCUACGUCCAUGGCAUGAACGCACCGUAUAAUGACAUCCAACCCUGGAAAUUCAACGACAUCGCUGCCGUCUUCGGCGCCCAGCCCGACACCUGCAAAACGUACCAAAUCCGCACGCGGAAAGAAUUGCAAGAUUUAUUUAACGAUCGUGAAUUCUGCUAUGGUAACGUUUUGCAGCUUGUCGAGCUCUAUCUUCCUGGCGAAGAUGCGCCGAAGUCGAUGAAGAUGCUUGCUGCGGCGGCGGCGAGGAGGAAUGCGAAGAAGUAAAGAUUUUUGUUAUGUACUCCUCGUUUUAUAUUUUUCUGUGUUUAUACUUUUGUGGAUACACCUUUUGUUGCUGUACGCACCUUUACUUUUUUUUGGGCUGCCUAUAUCCUCAUUUUUCAACAUUUCCGGAGCUAGAAAGCAUCUAUUCAUUUAUGCGGGAUGUCUUUUUACUUGAUUUUUAUAUUUAUAUUUUUAUCCAUUUUAUGUUAUAGCCUCCAUAGUUCUCUGGUUGAAUGACUUUUCUUUUUCUAACUUUGAACUUUUUUGCUCUUCCGGCUUCUACAUUUUUUUCAACACUUUUUUGAGAUAUAUAUGUAUAUGCAUCUAGUAGAUAUUAGUUUGAGGAAGGGACCUUCCUAAUGAGAUUUAACGUCCAAUAUAAUAAGUUUACGCAG
Blastomyces gilchristii SLH14081 is the source of this 3026-nucleotide messenger RNA. Its product is annotated as pyruvate decarboxylase. Lineage: Eukaryota; Fungi; Ascomycota; Eurotiomycetes; Onygenales; Ajellomycetaceae. The record is from RefSeq and is a predicted model, not a curated record. The transcript is spliced from 6 exons. Gene Ontology annotation, molecular function: carboxy-lyase activity; thiamine pyrophosphate binding; magnesium ion binding. Bases 835 to 2631 code for a protein of 598 amino acids.